UGUGGGCGCCCCACGGAAAUGAGGACUUGCCCUGAGUGUAACGUCAACAUAGGUGGGUCAGGGCAUCAACUCACUCAAGGAAAUACAACAAUCCAGAGAAAUGACCGAACAAUGACGGGUCACGUGCUUGGCCAUGCUAAUACAAGGUCCAGAGGUGUUGCUCCUGAAAGGAACUUGUCGCCUGUACUUGUCGGCAUUACACGGAUUCUUAUGCACUGUGCCAUGAUUGAAGGAGCCCACCGGCAUCCACAGAAUAUUUCCAAUCUCAUCAAUCCCACAAUUCCACCGGCGGCGUUGACACGAUUUUUGUGGGAUCACCUGCGAUUGGACUUUGAAGUUCUCGCCAAAAGCCUGGGGAGGAGUGUGGACGAUACGGUGCUUUGUAUCCACAUGGUCCUGGCACAAAUGACUGCGCAUGUCAGUAGAACGCAACAGGCCGCAGAUUUUGCUUAUGACCUAAAAUCGAAGGAGUCUCGGAGAGGAUGGGAAGCAGCCUUCAGUGCCACUGUUGUUACUCCAGUUUUAACGAACCUUGAAGAGAAAAUUCAACAGCGCUUACAAAUGUUGGUUAGUGACAAGCGGCUCGGUAAUAAUCCCCUAAUGCGUCAGCUGUUCGAGAUAGACGUCCCUACUGAAGCUCUGAGUGGUGGUAUCCCUCCCACUUGCCCUGCCCUAUGGAGAUACCGGACUCAAGUGACUCUUGAUCACUUUGCGCACACAUUUCAACAAGAGGUAUUGUCCACCGAUCCUGAGAGGAACAAAGUAUUAGCGGAGUUUUUACGGCAGGAACACAGACUCCGCGCUCUCCAUUUUCUGCCGGACAUUAUAAAACUACAGCGUCUUCUGAUGGACAAAUUCCAUCGUCGAAUUGACAGAACUGAAGCAGAGCGCAUGAAGAUAAGAGAAUUCCUGCGGAAUAUUCCUUCAAAAACAGAGAAAGGUGAACUUGCGUCACUGAUAGAGAGCUUUAACGUCGCAUGGAACCUUGUGCGGCUUAGUCUCGAUCAGCAAGGGCGUCUACGUCCUCCAAAGGACUUGUGUGACCAGCCCAUGAAUAAUUCACGUCCAGUUGCUGUACUCCUUCCAAGUACCUCCGGCAUGGGUAUCUGUUCCACGGCUCUGGUUUUUUUCCUCACCACGCUUCACAACGAGUUCAACGAAAGAUAUCAAAACUUGAUUGGCGGGAAAGUCAAAGACCUGCCCCACAUACAGCUGCAAGACGUGACAAGGUCACAUCUGAUUUCAUACGACACCGAACGAGAUCUUCUACCCCUUGUCUUGGCGCAGUGUAAUUACUCUCUAGAGGUGGGUCGGGGAACAUUGGUUCAGUACAACUGGGAAGCCCUUGAAAGACAGCUGAUUGACAGGUUCAUAAGGGGAAGACCACUUAUUGAUUUCAAGGACGAGAGGUUUGCUUUCAGCAAAGACGCCCAGUUAGACUCGGUUUUCACUUCCGUGAAAAACAAGGUCCGGCCACAGGUUCCAUUGAGUUCAGCGGUAAGCAGUCAAAUUCUAGGCGAGUUUCGCUCACUGACAGACGUCUGUGACGUGCUUUCGUCGCUCGACAUUGCAAUCGGUUUCCUUUCCUCGACCGGUGGAUCACCUGAAAAGCCGCUAAAAGACUACCUUCAACAUGUACUACGCAUGCCUCAACAAAAUAGUCUUCGCAGUCUUAAGGCGCAGCAGUGUUGUCAGUUGCGACACGUUCUCUCCUUCUGGCGACUGUUGACAUUAGAGAGAGCAAGGAUUUUAAUGAGGCGGGGAGAGGAUCCGUUCGAACAGAUUCCAGACACGUACAAGCAGGUCAUGCCACAAAGACUAAUGAUGAAGUUUAGCAAUAGCAUGAGGAGGAUUGACUCGGAUCGAUUCGUGCCCGAGGUCUUAGAAUUAAUCUUACUUAACCUCAGGGGAGAGGCGGUACCAGGCGAAGAAGACAUGAGCUUGAAAGACUUUAUCGAAUGGCAUCUUGACAAUAAGGGACAUGAGCCAGUUACUGGACUGGACGAACUACCAACUGAUGUGAAGCUGAAGUACGUGAUCAACGCAUGGGGAACUUCUCUUGAACUGUGGGACAGCUAUCUGGACAAGAGGGAUGCUGCUUCAGCGUAAAACUGCUGCUAUGUGUUUUGUCCCAGAUUUUUUUUCCUCUUUGUUCAACGUCCCCAGACUUAACGUCACUUUUUCUCUUAAAUGGAACUUUCCUCCAGUAAUAUUUGAAGUUCACUUUUAGAUUUGAGCAUGAAAAAUGAAAUGAAACAACUUAGCGGCUGAAAUAACAUAAAAGUAUCCGAAGAGGGAGAUUGGUUAUUUUAUGAAACAACUAUUGUGGCAUCUUCUUUCAAUUGCUUCGUCUACGUUUAGACAUUUAGAAUAAUUUUGGCUUUAUACUUCUUAAAUUUUAGUUUUCAAUAGCACGAGUUGGCUUGCUUUAUUGAUUAUUAUGCGAUUCAAUCUGAUAAUGACUAUAGUCAUAUUUUUUCAACUUCUGUAGCUUAAUAUUAGCAUAGAAACGUUAGUUCCCACUAUAAGCGAGCAUUGCAAAAAAAUGUAGAAACGUAAAAUGUGUAUGUUGGUACAUGUUAUAAGUAUAGGUAAUAAAACUUUGUGCGCAUG
Messenger RNA from Pocillopora verrucosa, 2613 nucleotides. The record is from RefSeq and is a predicted model, not a curated record. Lineage: Eukaryota; Metazoa; Cnidaria; Anthozoa; Scleractinia; Pocilloporidae.